CUCUAUAUCAGAUUGUAGAUUCUUGAAAGAGUUGAAAGAUCAAUAAAGUUUGGGCCAGCAUGAUUUUGAUGAGUGCAAAGUGAGGGUCGAAUUUAUGAAGGAAUAUAUUCACGACGAGGAUAAAAGAAGGGAAAGCUUUGGGAAGAAGCUCCACUUCAAGUCUCAGGCGUUGCUUGCAUUACAAUAAAAUGUUAGAAGUUGAAACAACUCUAGUUUCAAGAACAAGUAAAUGUCUGAGAGAUCAGAUUUUGCACAGAAGCUGCUCGAUGAUUUGCGUCUUAGGAAAGAACGAAUGAAUGCACCUCAGAAGUCAAGCCAAUCCAACCAGCUUCCUAUAGAUGCUUAUGCUUAUUCCAAGCAAACACACAGGGGAUCCAGGAGUUAUAAAGGAGGUGAAAAUGUUAGUUCCAGAACUGGGAACGUGCUGAAUAGGUCUAGCAGAAGCCAUAGAUCAGCAAAAGUUGGCGAAGUUUCAAAUCAGAUUGUUACAUAUGGGAGAGGUCAGAGGUUAGAGCAAACUGGUGAUAUGUCCCUAGCCCUGGCUUUUCCACUUGAGAAUGGAGGGAAACUUAGAAGAUCUGAUUCUUCUUUAACUAAUUCAAUCAUGAACUUCCUUGGCCAGCUUAAAAGGGGGACAUCGAGCUUUGGCAAAAUGGAACGACGGGGAGGUUCUGGUCGGCAACUAGCUUCAACUAGUCAGUUCCCUGCUCUCUCUCCUGUGCAGAUAAGUGAGAUAUGCAAAGGUGCACAGAAAUUAAAUCAGAUAUUAAGUGCCUCCCACCCCAAUGGUCUCACCAUAGAUAGACAUUCAAUAGAAUUUGCAAAGGAAUUAUUGCAAGGUGCUAUAAAUUUGGAGGAGUCCCUCAGGAUAAUAGUAGAUCAGCAGAAAAAUUUGGAGUUCAUCGUGACACCGCAGAAGAAAAAUCAGGUCAUAUUAUUAGAGGAGGAGGAGGAGGAUGUUGAUGAUGAAACCAAAACUUUGGAGCAAAAACAACUGGCACCACCAAUUUUCUCCUUUGACAAACGCUCUAAACAUUCUCAAAACUUUCAAGGGAAUCAAAACAUGAGUCUCAAGCAGACAAAUUACUUCAAAGGCAAAAAAUUAAAUAACGAAAAGCAAGAUGUCAACACAUCAAAAUUGCUUCCUCAUCAUAAGCGAUCAACUAGUUAUGGCUCUAAUGCGAAGAGUCAGAAUGCUGUUUCUGAACAAAAUAAUCAGUUGGCCUCAGUGCAAUCUGAUGCAGACAAGAGUGGGAUACCAAGUGUAGUAGCCAAAUUGAUGGGUCUGGAUAAUCUUCCAGGGAAAGUGGAAGUGAAACAUACCCCACAGAAGGGUUCAGAUUCUGCACAAAAAAUGGGAGUGGCAUUCAAGCACACUCCAAAAGGAAGUCAGAAGAAGAUGGAGCUGAAUAGCAGACAAACAGCGAAUUUGUUGCCACAGAAGAAGCAAAAAGUGAUAGAAUCGACUACCAUGCCUGCAACCCAGCAUAAGGAGCUCGGUGUUGAUAAAAAUUUGAAUACGCGGAAGGUCAGCUCUGAGGUGGUCGUUGAUAAUGGAAUAAGAGCAUUGAAAGGAUCAGAUAAGGCCAGCAUAAAAAAAGACAAGCAGAACGACAGUGCUGUUAAGGUCAAUUUUAUGAGACCAAGUCAAAUAGGGGUUCAGGAGAAAGAAAAAAGACAGGAUCACAUUAGUAACAGAGAACAGAAAGGCACAGGAAAAGGCAGAACCAAUAAUCUUAAUAAUAUGCUGAAUCAGAUGGAACAAGUGCAUGGAAGAUCAGAAGUUACAUAUUUGUUGCAGGAACAGAAGGAAACCAGUGGAAGUAUUCAUCAAUCUGAAAAGAGACACACAAACAUGCACAUCGUGGGCAAUCAAAAAAUGUGUCAGUAUCAUCUUGGAAUUGAAGAGUCAAACUUGGCCUUGAAGUAUGGGCCCCAGCAAGAAAAAUAUCAUAAAAAACAGUGGCUCCAGCUGAGUGAAAAGGAAAUGUUUAAGGCAAGAUCUCAAAGAGGGAGUGAAACUCCAUCCAAUAAUUUAUCUCAGAGGAAGCAGCUAUUCAUAAACCAUGUCGCCUCACUUCAGCACAAUUCAGCAGAAAACACUGGUGCGUUGAAUUCGGACAGGUCUUCAAUUAGCUAUUACGAUAAUCUAGUCAGAGAUGAAGUUUCCAAUGGCUUGAAUGUGCAAAUCAAAGAGAUGAUGAAAAAGGAGUCCUGUCAACUUUCCUCUCCAACAUGUCAAGAACCAGAAAAAGUUAAGGGGAAGAGGGGCAUCCAAAAAGUGAUGGUUGAGAAAGGUGUUCAUAAAAUAACUGACAAGAAGGUAAAGAGUACUAGAAAGCAAAAAAUUGAUAUGCCAGGAAAGAUUGAUGAGGUGUUGACACGAAGAAAUAGAAAAAUGCUCCAAAUCCCAAAACAAAUAAAGCAACACAGUCCCAUUAUGCAACAAGUGAUGCAAAGAACAUCUGACAGGAUCAACAUCUCAAAAGAAGCUGAGCGAGAAAGGGUGGGCACGUCCAAAGAAGCAGACACACGCCUAUUUAGCUCCAAUGCACCAGUAGCUACCACUGAACCAUUGGAAGUGAGAUAUCAACCACAUAAAGUAGAUGAAAUGCCUCCUACAUUGUAUAAUGAUGGUGAGCUUCAAUGCUCACAGAAAUCAGAAGCUUUAGUUCCCAACUAUUUGCAUGAAGAUGUGAAGUCAGUGACAAUAAGAGAUUUGCAAGAUCAAGCUGCUCUUGUGACAGCAGAUGAAGGAAUCGAAUCUGGCCAAAUUGCACCAUACACCAUAAAUGCGGACAUUUUCAACAUCACAGGAGUGCGUGCAUACAGAAUGAACAUUAACUCCCAUUUACAAGCGCAAGGCCCGAAUAUUUCAAGAAAAAGUCCAAAACCACUCACAGAAAGCGAAAACCGCCUCAAGUGGAACUUGAUCAAGAGUCAAUUGUUCCUUAACACUGCAGAAACACUUUUCAGAUUUGACAUGCCAUUUAGCAAUCCCCUUGGCAGUGGUUGGGAUAAUCAAGACUUAAGCAGCAAACUCAUGUUAGACUGUGGAUAUGAAGUCAUGAAACGAAAAGGGAUAAGGCAAGAGUUCAAAGCUCAUCCUUGCUCAAAGAUAUCAAUCAGUACCAUGAGAAUUAGAUCCUUAGAUGACUUGGUUAGGCAGCUGGAUGAAGACAUAGAGAAACUAACAUUCUGUGGAAGAAGCAGAAUUUCCCGAGUUGAAGUGGACGACUACCUUCCCAAAAUGCUAGCAAAUGAUGUUUACAAUAAGGAUCCAGAUAUCGACUGUAUGUGGGAAUUGGGUUGGAAUGACGAUACAUUUGCCUUUAUUGAGAAAUAUGAAGCAAUAAGAAAUAUGGAAAAGCAUGUUCUUAAUGGACUUUUGGAUGAGAUCACCACAGAACUUUGGCAUUUUCAAGGACUGAAUAUGUGAAGCCACUAACUCAGCUGAAUGAGAUAGCUGCUGCAAAAAAAAAAAAAAAAAAGGGUCUGUGUGUGUAGUUUCUUAUGCGACUUUUGUGAAUUGUAAUUUAUUGCAAGUUCAAUUUUACUUCGAUUUCUAGCCUCAUAUAAAUCCAUCAAGAAAAUGGAAUAUGUUCAUUCCACCAAAGGCAUUUCAAUUUCUGGGAAGACUAGAGGAACACCCAA
This is a messenger RNA of Prosopis cineraria, 3654 nucleotides long. RefSeq lists its product as uncharacterized. NCBI's taxonomy places the organism in Eukaryota, Viridiplantae, Streptophyta, Magnoliopsida, Fabales, Fabaceae. The coding region runs from base 230 to 3439 and encodes 1069 amino acids. The record is from RefSeq and is a predicted model, not a curated record. The transcript has 6 exons.